ACAGAAUCUUAACUCAUUUGUUUCGACCUUACAAGAUCACCUAAAGUUUUUUAACACACUCUUAAAUCACAACUUAAACAAAACUAAACCAAAAAACACCCAAAAAAACCAUCUUCUUUCAAUCUUGCCUUUAUUAUAAACUUGGAAAACAAAAAACUACCUUCACCCACCAGUAAUCACCCUUUCCUCUCUCUUUUUCACACACUUUCUGUUUUCUCUCUAAACAAAAACUUAAACAAAAACAUAAAAAUGGUGUCCCCUGAAAGAAGUAGAUCAAUGGGGGAAACAACAACAACAAUAACAACAAUGGCAAGUCCAAGGAUCUCAUUUUCAGCAGAUUUUUUAGAUGAUGACAGUUUCAUCUCUAUAAGCCCAGGUUCAUCGCUAGACAAAGACGAGGUGAUCGAUUUCGAGCGAGAAAUGGUUAAAAAUGGCGCAGAUUUUGAGUUCUUAUCAAGCAAGAACAGUGUAGAUGGAAGUCAAGCAAUGCUGACAGCAGAUGAACUUUUCUUUGAAGGGAAACUUUUACCCUACUGGCAAAUCAACCAUGCAGCUGAAAAGCUCAAGAAAAUCAACCUCAAAUCUUCAGGAGAUCUAGACAAAAGCAAUGACAAUGCAAAUAAGUCGAAAAGAGAUCAACAGGUGAACAAUAAUAAUAAUGUUAAUGCAAGUGGUAUUGUUCUAGGGAGAGAACAACAAGAACCAAGGAUAUGGUUUGUUGAUGAUGACCCAUCACCAAGACCACCAAAAUGUACUGUUUUAUGGAAAGAGUUGUUAAGAUUGAAGAAACAAAGAUCAUCAACUUUGUCUCCGUCGUCGUCAUCGUCAUCAUCAUCAUCUUCUUCAAGCUCUCUAGGUGAUGCUGCUGCAAUAGAAGAGAAAGAAAAAGAGGGAAAUAUGAGUACUAGGGAGAAACAUAUUAGAAGGAUUAAAAAGGGUUUAGAAAGAACUAAGUCAGCUACUUAUAGAAUUAGACCUAUGGUUAAUGUACCCAUUUGCACUCAGACUGGGAAAAGCAGCUCAUUACCUCCUCUAUUUCCUCUCAAGAAAAACAAGCUUGAUAGGUAAAAAUGGGAUUUUUCUUCUUCUUUUUUUUCAGCUUUUUUAUUUUAUUUUUGUAUUAUUAUUUUGUAUUUUUUUGAGUUUAAUUGUCAAAUCUCAAAUCAGUUGGUGAAUCAGUAGGAUUCUUGAUUAAAUUAUGUUGAUGAACUGUCCCUUUUUAAAUUUUCUGACCCCCACUCUUCCCCAUCCUCUUCCACUCCCUUUUUUUUCUCCUUUUUGGAGGUAUAUUAUUUUCUUUUCCCUUUUCUUUAAUUCAUGUUUUUCAGGAAAUUUGGUUUUAGUGGAUCUGAAUAUGAGUGUAUCAUUUACCAUGUA
Molecule: messenger RNA, 1377 nt
Organism: Beta vulgaris subsp. vulgaris (sugar beet)
Lineage: Eukaryota; Viridiplantae; Streptophyta; Magnoliopsida; Caryophyllales; Amaranthaceae
Exons: 1
Coding region: 250-1068 (272 amino acids)
Source: RefSeq, a predicted model, not a curated record